UAUUAGACUGGAUCAACUGAAACGUAACUCGUUUGUUGGUCAAAAGAACACUCCUACAGCGGCUCACCUGGCUACUCCCCGCGCUUCUGGAUUUACCCCCCGCGCUGCUGGAUUUACUCCCCGGUUCUCCACCUCACCUCGACCUGCUGCCAUUUCAUCUGCUCCAGAAGAACCGAUGCAAAUCGACGCUUCUAGACUAUCGAGAGAGGAGCGGCAACGACGCAUCCAAGCCGGUUUGUGUUUAUAUUGCGGUGGAACUGGUCAUGUGCUGCGGAAUUGUCAGAUUAGACCCCCCCGAGUAUUAAAUAACAAUAAUACUCCUGGCUUGUCCCGCGGUGGGCUCUCCCAUGGUUUCCAUGGCAACCCGGACCGUCCAUACGAGCCACCUGCUACAUACUCGGGAAAGCGUGUGGAAUCCUCUCCACACGCUAAAGGGGUAAGCGGUCUAUACUCUGACAUGAUUUCUAAAUCUAUCUGCAUAUCUAUUGUUCUGCUCUGCCAGUCUGCUUCUCCUUUUGUGUUUCCAGCACUAAUUGACUCCGGUGCCGAGGGUAACUUCGUGAACCACCAACUGGCCAGACAACUCCAGAUCCCAAUAGAACCCCUGGAUAACCCUGUCAAACUGUCUGCUGUGGAUGGGAAACCAAUUGGACAGGGAACCAUUUCCCACGUCACCGUUCCUGUCAGAAUGAACGUCAGCGCUCUGCACUCUGAGGAGCUCAGUGUGUCCUAGGUUAUCAACCUCCGCUCAUGCCAUGGUCAGCUGAACCUUCUGAUAUCCCUGCAGUAGAUCAGUGGAUGCGCCGUAGCGAGGAGGUGUGGGAGGAGACUCACAGACGUAUAGAAGCCGUGUUAGAACAACACAAACAGCAGGCUGAUCGUCAUCGUCGUGAGGCCCCGCUCUACUCCCCAGGAGAUCGCGUUUGGCUAUCUACCAGGGAUUUCCGGCUCCCCGAAGGCAACAAAAAAUUAUCAGUUAAGUUUAUUGGCCCUUUUAAAAUAAUCAAAAGAAUCAACGAAGUUACAUACCGUCUUGAAUUACCUUCUAAUUAUCGUGUCUGUCCUUCUUUCCAUGUUUCUUUACUUAAGCCGGUUAUCCCUGGUCCGCUGGAUGAGACCUCGCAUGGGAUGCUGCCUCCUCCGCCUGUGCUCAUGGAUGGUGGACCCGUCUACGCGGUGGAGCGCCUGUUAGACUCCAGAAGGAGGAGGGGAGCCCUGGAGUACCUGGUUGAUUGGGAAGGCUACGGACCUGAGGAGAGAAGCUGGGUUACUGCAGCAGACGUCCUUGACCCAUUGUUGGUGGAAGAAUUCCAUCGGUCGCAUCCGUCUCGUCCAGCACCACGCCCUCGGGGUCGUCCAAGGAGGAGGUCUCCUGACCCUGGAAGGGGUAGGCGCUAUAGGUCUGCUGCUACUCGGUCUCUCAGUUCCGUCCGCGGCUCCAGGAGGGGUCGUCCCAGGACCAGGGGUCGUCCCAGGACCAGGGCUCCUGUUCAGGCUAUCCCCGCUUCGGGUUCUCGUGUCCGUCGGGCCUCCGGGCGGAGAGGGGCGGUUCCUGUGUGUCGUCCUCGUCCUUCGGUUCUUUCGGACUCCUCGGGGGGAGGUACUGUCAGGUCUCUAGGAUCUCCUCUCACACACCCGAACUCUAUUUCCCAAAAUCCCACUGGCCAUGACGUCACCGUCAGCCGCUCACUCUCACCCAAUCGCGUUACGCUCCCCCGUUCAGAGUCACCUGUAUUCUAAGAAGUUCCGGUUCAUAGUAAUUCCAUGUUUUGUAUAUAUAGGGUUCGGUUAACGUCUGUUCUUCGCGAGGUAUUGCCGACUCAUGUUGCGUACUGAGCGUUAUUCCAAACCCUUUUCUGUCUGCCCUUUUGUUAUGAUCUUUUUGCCUGUAUUACGGAUUUUGCCUUUUGUCUUUGCCCUUAUUGGAUUUGUUAUAUUAUCGGACUGUCUCUCUGGCUUUGGAUCUUGGACUGUCUCCUGUAUUACGAUUCCUGCUUCCAGUGUGAGUCUUGUUCAACCUGUUCUCUGGCUGUGUUACUCUGUUUACAACUCUGUAAAUAAACCCGCCUUUACCUUUUA
This is a messenger RNA of Astyanax mexicanus (Mexican tetra), 2079 nucleotides long. Its product is annotated as chromobox protein homolog 8-like. Gene Ontology annotation, molecular function: chromatin binding. Lineage: Eukaryota; Metazoa; Chordata; Actinopteri; Characiformes; Acestrorhamphidae. The record is from RefSeq and is a predicted model, not a curated record. The transcript is spliced from 2 exons. Gene Ontology annotation, cellular component: pericentric heterochromatin. Gene Ontology annotation, biological process: negative regulation of transcription by RNA polymerase II; chromatin organization. Bases 751 to 1740 code for a protein of 329 amino acids.